Molecule: messenger RNA, 2639 nt
Organism: Pseudo-nitzschia multistriata
Lineage: Eukaryota; Bacillariophyta; Bacillariophyceae; Bacillariales; Bacillariaceae
Source: the annotation of a GenBank genome assembly
GCUCGRACGCGGACGGAAGAAGGACAACUCCGGGCCGGGAAAGGAUGCCCACAGAGAUCCCCCACCAACACAGUAACCGGCAGCACCACCAACUACUACUACUAGUACUACGACGACGACGACGAAGAAGAUGACGAUGACGAAGCGACGCUAGGACAGAGAGAACGCACGGACGCAAGAACGCACCACACACAACCGGCACGGCGGCAGGCCAGGCCAGACCGGGGCGGGGCGGGCACGGGUACCUCCCCRGCCAUCGAAGAAAUCCCCCGCCAUGGCCGGCGGUGUUGCGGAGGCGGCGUCGAGGAUCCGCGACCAGCUGGCGUCGUCCCCCCUGGCGCUGUCCCCCUCYCCCGACUGGAUCGAGGAGUGCCUUUCCUCCCUCGACCGGCGAAACAGAACCCACGGCAGCGGAAACGGCCAAGAGGCCGACGCGGUCCUCUUCCGGAUCCUCCACGCCGACCUCCGGGACGUGGUCCGGGGAAGGGCGGGGACCGUCCCCCGCUCGCAAGGGUCCGGGGAUCUCUCGGGGGCGAUCCGCGGUUCGAGGGUUUCGGACCACGGGUUUCGGAAGCGGCUCCCCCUUUCCUUUUCGCUGCUCUGCCAGCUGGAGGAGGUGGUGGACGUCUCGGUCGGCGCCGAGAAGCGCCUCGAGGCGGGGGAUCCGGGGGGAACCAACAACCACAACGGCAGCAACCACAACGGCAGUAACCACAACCGCCGCCACCACGGAUCCAGGUUUCCGUCCCAUAGGUGCCUCAAGGUCUUGCUCUCCGAUGGAUUCGACGAAGACGCCGGCCCCGAACCGGCCCGGAUCGUCGGCAUCGAAACUYYWGCGAUCCCCGGCCUCUCGGCCGCCUCCCUGGCGGGGACRAAGRUCCUGCUGAAGGGUCCCCUGGAGGUCCGGCACUCGCUCCUCCUGUUGCACCCGGGAAACUGCGUGGUGCUGGGGGGCUGCGUCCCCCCCAUGGCCCGGCGCCAGGCGGAGGCCCUGGGGGAGGCCAGCCGGAGGGGCGGGGUGGGGGUCGAUCCGACGAUCCGGGCCCUCAUCGGGACGGGCACCCUCCUGGAAAGCGAGGAGGACGGGGAGGACGAGGGCAGCCACGAGGCCAGCGGGGACGUGGUCGCUGCCGCUGCCCUUCCACAACCGUUGGGGCCGGUGGAAGCAAGCGCCCCCCGGCCGCUUUUCGCAACGGAAGCGUCGGUUGUUUCGUCUUCGUCGUCCUCCCGCGCACCGCGAGCCACGGGUGUGCCCGCUCGCAACCCGAGCCGCACCGAAGGCUUCGCGGUCGGCACACGGACAGCAAGGGCAGCGGGCCAAGGGACGGCACCGGCUCCGCUUCCGAUGCGGAGGCCGGCCACGACCGCGGCAUCUCCGCCCGGUGCAAGGAUGCGCAAUCCGUACAGCAGCCACAGCCACAGCCACAGCCACAGCCACAGCAACAGCAACAGCAACAGCGGCAGCAGGACCAACGGCAACGGCAACACGACCGCUGCCACAAGGAAUCCCUACCAUCGACCGCAGCAGCAGCAACAACAACAGCAGCAGCAACAGCAGCAACGACAGCAACAACAGCAACGACAGCAACAUCAAGAAUCGAGGCCGGCGCCUGCAUCGAACCACAACCACAACCACAACCGCAUCAACACAAACACAAACACCAACAGCAACAUCAUCAGCAACACCAACAGCAACGAAAGCGACACCGGCCGCCACCGGAACCAAUGGCGGGAGAUCGGCGCGACCGCCGCGGAUUUGGUGCGGGGCGGAACCGAAGGGCACCCUCCGCAACAACAGCAACAGCAACAGGAACAGCAACAGCAGCUGCGGGACGCGCCACCGGCCACCGCCACGGGGAAAGCGACACCGUCUCCCCCGCCGCCCCAGAACAGCGUGACGCCCACGCCGUCCGCGGCGGCCCCCUCGCGAUCCGGUCCCAAGAGCCCGGGAAGCACCGCGAGUGCAGGGACGAGCACGAGCACGAGCACGAGCGUCCAGAAGAUCACCUUUGCCAACCUCCGCAAGCUCCUCCUCGCCCUCGCGGGCAACCGGGAGAUGUACGAAUCGUACGCGUGCAGGAACGACAAACCGAUCGUCUUUCUGGUCGAGCUCGMRGCGCGGGUCAAGAACCAGGCCGAUCUCUACUUCGACGUCGUCCGGGCCAAAAAACGCGGGGACAAGGCCCGGACCAAGGGGAAAAAGUACGAGUACUUUGCGUCGGCCCGGUUCUCGUGCGGGGCCAGGGCCGGGCCCGCAAGAACGCAAGGCAGCRGAGAGGAAUCCACCGUCUCGUGCCGGAUCCACCCGCGGUGGAUCGAGCCCCACUUUGUCGUCCCCGCCCACGAGCUCCGCGCCCUGAACCGGACCAACCGCUCCGAGUCGCUGCGGAUCACCAACGAGUGCGGGGAAAAGGUCCGGAGGACCUAUUUCUCGCCGCGGAGGUGGAGGGCGACCCUCAACCCGGAGGCCGACGAGGUCUUUGGGGGCAAGGGCGGCGAAGCCCGGACGGCUUUGGAGAAGCUAGCGGACCUGAAGCUGCCCAUCUUGGUUCUGGAACCGGGGGACGAAGAAGACAGAGCAAAGAACUAAUAGGAAUACUAGUACUAAUCAUAAUAGCCGGGGUUGCGUUAUUGUAGCG